This is a messenger RNA of Pelobates fuscus (common spadefoot toad), 7024 nucleotides long. RefSeq names its product neurexin 2 (gene NRXN2). Lineage: Eukaryota; Metazoa; Chordata; Amphibia; Anura; Pelobatidae. The record is from RefSeq and is a predicted model, not a curated record. Bases 783 to 5897 code for a protein of 1704 amino acids. The transcript has 23 exons.
GUCCUGAUGCUGGCAUAGUCUCCAUUGCUGUGAUACAGGGAGGUAGCAGCAUCAUCUUUUUUUUUUGUGAGCAAUAUAUGGGCCUGUAUAUACCUCCAAAGAAUCCAUCCCUAUCAAGCUGCAGCCCUGCUCUGAUUCAGGGGUGGACAAAUAUAAAGGAAACUUUGGUGCACUUCGGAAAUUGUACGUCUGAAAACUCACCAUCCAGUACUUUAACAUCUGUUUGAGCCAUCAUACGGCAACAGUAACAGCAUUUUCAAGACAUCAUCGUGAUUUUGCUCCAUUAUCAAUGAGACACUUUGUUUACUGGGACAACCGAAAACAAAGAAAAGAAGGAGACAGCUAGGCUUUGUACAUAAAGUGGUGUUCCUUCUAGUGCCAUUUACAGUUGCCUGAGUGCACCAGUAUUUUUUUCUUUUUUAGCUCAAGAGUGAGGACAGGAAUGUAGAAAAAUUCCCAUUUUUACAAUUUCCCCUUCUAUCCUUCCCUUACAACCCUUCCCUUAUUUGUCUCCUUCUGUUUGCCACCUUCUAUUUUCUUUACAUUUCCCAGCUUAACAUUUUAUUUUUUGUUUUACAAAAUCAUUUUACUUAUUGUAAUUUUACGUGUCCAACUCACUGACUUUCACUUAUUUGAUAUUUGCACUUAACAUUUUCAACAUCAGUUUUCAGUUAUUCAUAAUUUCCCCAUGGCCCUUCUUUAACAUUAACCUUUAAUAAAUCUUUUUCCCCUUCUUCUUUAUCUGUUGCCUUUUUCAUCCACCUUUCUUUGCCUUCAGCCCCAUGUGGUCACUCCUCUACCUAUCUUCUCUCCUCUCCCUUCCCCUCCAUUCCUUCUCCCUCCAGUUCCAAGGUGCUCCUGGACAGUGGGUUCGCUACUCUAGACCCACUCUAGCCAGUGGUAAUGGAGGGUGGGGAGAGGAUCUUACAUUCAGGCUUCGGACAAAUGCCAGUCGUGGCCUCCUCCUCUACCAAGAUGAUGAAGGAGACUGUGACUUUCUUGAGUUAGCCUUGGAUGGAGGGCGCCCUCGUUUGAGGUUCUCAAUUUCCUGCUCUGAACCUGCAGUUGUCCGUCUGCCCCGGAUGCUGUCAGAUGGGCUUUGGCAUGGCAUAGUAAUUGGGGGCAGUGGUCGUGAGGGCUGGCUGGCUGUAGAUGGAGAAAGGGGAGCAGCGGAGGUGCGUUCAAAACGCAGAGAAAUGAUACUUCGCAGUGACCUCUUUGUUGGUGGUCUGCCAUCUGACCUACGUUUAUCAGCCCUAACUCUUGGGGGAGCAAAGUAUGAACCUCCAUUUCUUGGUGAAUUGGAAGGAUUGCGGUUGGGUGGAAGACCUGGACAGCUCCUAGCCAGUCAAGGUGUAGGAGGAACAGAAGAGGAGGAAGAAAAAGGGAAAGAACAUGAGAAGUCCCAUACAUGCCGAGGAACUAACCCUUGCCUCAAUGGAGGAAGAUGUAGAGAUGAUAUGGAAGGAGAUGUUCGAUGUGACUGUCGGGACACUGGGUAUCAUGGAGAGAAUUGUUCUGAAGAGGAUCGUGUGAUUGAAGUUCCAGCACAUCUGACGUUAAGCAACCAAGGGAAGGAAGAAUACGCGGCAACAUUCAGAGGGAAUGAGUUCUUCUGCUAUGACCUGUCCCACAGCCCCAUCCAAAGCAGUGCAGAUGAAAUAACCCUCUCCUUCCGAACUCUCCAACGUAAUGGACUAAUGCUCCAUACAGGGAAAUCAGCAGACUACGUGAACCUUUCAUUAAAGAGCGGCGCGGUGUGGUUAGUCAUCAACCUGGGAUCAGGGGCUUUCGAGGCUCUGGUGGAACCUGUCAAUGGCAAGUUCAACGACAACAGCUGGCAUGACGUCAGAGUCACCAGGAACCUACGGCAGCAUGCAGGCAUCGGACAUGCUCUGGUAAACAAACUCCAUUACCUGGUGACCAUCUCAGUAGACGGUAUUCUCACUUCAACUGGUUACACCCAAGAGGAUUACACCAUGCUGGGAAGUGAUGACUUCUUCUACAUAGGGGGCAGUCCAAAUACAGCUGACCUUCCAGGGUCCCCUGUUAGUAACAACUUUAUGGGCUGCCUUAAGGAUGUCGUCUACAAAAAUAAUGAUUUCAAACUAGAACUCUCUCGUCUAGCUGCUGAUGGUGACCCAAAGAUGCGACUUAGUGGGGACCUCCUCUUCCGUUGUGAAAAUGUUCCUUCUUUAGACCCUGUAACAUUUCAAGUUCCUGAAGCUUUUCUACGCCUACCCCGUUGGGAAACCAAGAAGGCUGGGUCUAUUUCCUUUGAUUUUAGGACAACAGAGCCCAGUGGUCUCCUGCUUUUCAGCCAAGGAAGACCACGUGCCGGUGGGGGUGCCACAGGGUCAGCAGCUGUAGGUGCUGUUACCACUGGAAGACCAGAAAGACCACCAAAAGCAGAUUAUUUUGCAGUGGAAUUACUUGAAGGAACAUUGUACCUUUUGCUUGAUCUUGGAUCUGGUGGAAUAAAGGUUAAAGCCAGUCACAAGAAAAUCAAUGAUGGAGAGUGGUGCCAUGUGGACAUUCAGAGAGAUGGCAGGAAAGGCUCCAUUUCGGUUAACAGUCGAAACACCCCAUUCCAGGUUGGAGGUGAAAGUGAAAUACUUGAUCUUGAAGGGGACAUGUACCUUGGAGGUCUUCCAGAACCAAGAGAAGAUUUACAACUUCCUCCAGAAGUCUGGACAGCCUCACUUGGUCUUGGAUUUGUUGGGUGCAUUCGGGACCUCUUUGUGGAUGGCAAGAGCAGAGACAUCCGACGGCUUGCAGAAUCAUUAGCAACCCCAGGCGUUUCCCCUUUCUGCACUAGGGAAGCUCAGAGACAGUGUACAAGUGCCCCAUGUAGAAAUGGAGGACAGUGCAGGGAGGGUUGGAAUCGCUUCAUUUGUGACUGCGUGGGGACCGGGUACCUUGGGGACACUUGUGAAAGAGAGGCAGCAGUCCUAAGCUACGAUGGCAGCAUGUACCUCAAGGUCCUACUCCCCGGGGUCGCGCACACAGAAGCAGAGGAUGUGUCUUUACGGUUCAUGUCCCAACGAGCAUAUGGACUUCUUCUGGCCACCACCUCCAAAGAAUCUGCUGACACACUACGAUUAGAACUUGAUGGUGGAAAAGUGAAGCUCACCGUGAACUUAGACUGUAUACGGAUAGUAUGCGGGCCCAGCAAAGGACCAGAGACAUUGUUUGCAGGACAGAAACUCAAUGACAAUGAAUGGCACACAGUUCGAGUUCUCCGGAGAGGAAAAUACUUACAACUCAGCGUGGACAAUGUCACAGUUGAGGGUCACAUGGCUGGUGACCAUACGCGACUAGAGCUUCACCACCUGGAGACUGGCAUAAUGACCGAACGCCGGUUCCUUUCAGCACCACCAUCAAAUUUCCUUGGUCACCUUACUGCACUUCGCUAUAAUGGUGCCCCAUACCUUGACUUGUGCCAGGAUGGUGAGUUGGGCAGGCGAUGUGAACUCAAUGCUCGUGCUGGAGGCCUCCGUCCAUUGUUGGCUGAUCCUGUAGUCUUCCGUUCUGGUCCUGCUCACCUGGCCCUUCCGCGACUUCAGGCAUAUGCCUCGAUGCAUCUUCUUUUCAUGUUCCGUGGACGACACCCAGAUGGACUUCUGCUUUACAAUAGUGGGCAAGGUCCAGACUUCAUUGCAGUGGAGCUUGUCAAAGGGUAUAUACACUAUGUUUUUGACCUUGGAAAUGGUCCGUCACUGAUGAAGGGCAACUCUGAGCGACCAUUAAAUGAUAACCAAUGGCACAGUGUAGCUGUCUCACGAGAUCCUGGAAAUGCUCAUACAUUGAGAAUUGAUGGAAGAACAGUCACACAACACUCUACAGGAGCCAGCAAUCUGGAUCUAAAGGGUGAAUUGUACAUCGGAGGGCUUCCGAAAAAUAUGUAUGCCUCACUCCCUAAACUUGUGGCAUCUCGAGAUGGUUUUCAGGGCUGUCUAGCCUCAGUGGAUCUUAAUGGUCGUCUCCCCGACCUAUUGACUGAUGCUCUGCAUCGAUUUGGCAAUGUGGAAAGGGGCUGUGAUGGUCCCAGCACCACAUGCUCAGAGGAAUCUUGUGGAAAUCUUGGAGUUUGUCUCCAGCAGUGGGACGGUUUUACAUGUGACUGCACGAUGACCUCGUACGGUGGACCCGUCUGCAAUGAUCCUGGUACCACAUAUAUUUUUGGAAAAGGGGGUGCCCUUAUCACCUACACAUGGCCCCCAAAUGACCGACCUAGUACGAGAGCUGAUCGACUUGCAGUCGGCUUUACAACUCAACAAAAGGAUGCAGUAUUACUCCGAGUGGACAGUGCUUCUGGUCUGGGGGACUAUUUACAGCUUCAUAUAGACCAGGGCACAGUGGGGGUGAUAUUUAACGUGGGCACAGAUGAUAUAACUAUUGAGGAGCCAGGGGCCUUGGUGAGCGAUGGAAAAUAUCAUGUCGUGAGGUUUACUCGUAGUGGGGGCAAUGCUACCCUGCAGGUGGACAGCUGGCCCGUCAAUGAGAGAUACCCUGCAGGGAACCCAGAUAGUGAAAGAUUGGCGCUUGCCCGUCAGCGCAUCCCCUACCGCCUGGGUCGUGUUGUAGACGAUUGGCUGCUAGACAAAGGUCGGCAGCUUACCAUCUUCAACAGCCAGGCGGCUAUUAAAGUUGGAGGAAAGGAUCAGGGCCGUCCUUUCCAAGGCCAGAUCUCAGGCUUAUACUAUAAUGGGCUGAAAGUUCUGUCUCUUGCUGCUGAAAGUGACCCCAAUGUCAAGACAGAGGGCAACCUAAUGUUGGUUGGGGAGGUUCCAUCUGUCAUGACAACAGAAACCACAGCCACCACUCUUUUGGCUGACAUGUCCACCACCAUUAUGGAAACCACCACUACCAUGGCCACCACAACAACAAGGAAAGGGAGGUCCCCUACUAUGAGAGACAGCAUCACGCAGAAUUCUGAUGACCUUCUUGUAGCCUCAGCCGAGUGUCCUAGUGAUGAUGAAGAUUUGGAGGAGUGUGAGCCAAGCACUGGAGGGGAAUUAAUAUUACCCAUAAUCACCGAAGAUUCCUUAGAUACCCCUCCCAUUGCCACUCGUUCCCCAUUUGUACCACCACCCCCUACCUAUCAACCUGUCCUCACUCUGGUGGACACCACCAAAGAUUCCUUGAGUAGUCAUUCGAACUCGAGGCCACCUUGCCCUUCAGAGCAGGAGGAUAGUGAUUGUGAGGAGGCAAUAGAGGUCUCUGGUUAUGCUUCAGGGGAGGUGUUUGAAUCAAGCUUUCCUCCCACUGAUGAUGAGGACUUCUACACCAGUUUUCCAUUGGUUACAGAUAGAACCUUACUGUCCAAAUCAGAUGGGGCAGCAAGGAAACCUCCUGCAUACCGGCCAAAUAUAAGAGCAGGAGGUUCAACUUCCUCUCCUUAUGACCUUCUCACCUCCACCACAUCCCCAGACCUUAUUCCUAAUAUCCCUGCUGGUAAAAUGAACAACAGGGAACCCCCAAAACUUAACCAGUACCCCCAUAUUCCUACCACCUUCCCUUUGGACAAGUUGAAUAAGCAGAGAAUUCCACCAAUAACAUCUUCCCCCAAUUUCCAAAAUUUCCCUACAGCAAACCCUACAGGUACAGGGGAGAAAGGGGCCCCAGGAGCAGUGGAAGUUAUAAGGGAGUCCAGCAGCACCACCGGGAUGGUGGUGGGAAUCGUGGCAGCAGCUGCCCUCUGCAUCCUCAUACUCCUUUACGCAAUGUACAAGUACAGGAAUCGAGAUGAGGGGUCCUACCAGGUGGAUCAAACCCGGAACUACAUCAGCAAUUCAGCCCAGAGCAAUGGUGCUGUAGUGAAAGAAAAAACAGCACCUGCCACUAAAACAGCUGGUAAGAGUAAGAAAAAUAAAGACAAAGAGUAUUAUGUGUGAAGGCAUAGAAUGGACCCUCCCAAUUGUGGAGGCAGGGUUGGGCAAAAUCCAGCCAGCUAUUCAAUGAAAAUACCAGACUGACCCCAUGCUGUGACCAAUCAUAGACUAAGCAACAGUGACUAAGCCCCAGGUCAACAGUUGGCUGUCACCUUAUCGAGCCAAUCAGAUGUUUUUACAACUGCCAGCUGUAAAACCCAGCUAUGGGUUGAGCAGAUGGUAACCUUUGGUCAGCCAUUUGAAUGUUGACAAACUAGCAAAUCUACAGUACCUACCGUAAAUAACUAAGGAACCAUACAUGAACAUAACCACUGGUCAUCAAAUCACCAAACGCUGGAUAAACACCAACCAGUUUUCAGCCAAUUGACCAUGAUCUGAGCAUCUGUUGGGACAAAUGCGACAACAAGAGAUUCCUCCAUUUUUUAACAUCCCUACUCCUAGUAUCUUCUACCUACACCUUUCACUUUGACCUCAACGGGAAACAUGUCAUACUCCUGCCUUUUCCUCCUCUUUUAUUUUUGAGGAGAGAAAGACAAGGUUUCCAUCAAAUUGGAAGCUCUUAAAAUGAUGAUAAUUUAAAUGCAUACAUAACAAAAGUUUGGUUCAUGACCAAGGGUGGCAGUAGUGGGUAACGGGAUGUAGUGCGGAUAUAUAUUUCCAUUAACAGACAUGCAGAAAAAAAGAGGGAUGUAAACUGAUGAUCAACCAUCUACAAUCCUUUAACAAAUUGGAGCCAUUGAGGGGAGAGGAUACUGUUGUGUUGGGAGGACUUAGAGACAAGGACUCACAAACAAUUUUGGAAAGAGGGCUAACUGGACUGGGCUUGGUUAUGCUCUCCCCUCCCUUAUCCCAAUUGCCCCCCAAUUUCCUCUAUGCCCUCCUACAGAUCAAGGUAAUUUCUAUUCUGGUUUGUGUGGUGUCGUCUUGGUUUUUUGAACGCUGAGCCGUGCGUUUGACUUUUUCGUGGACUGAAUCUACUGCCCCACACCCUCUUGAAAAAAAAAAUUACCACCCCAGGUUAUGUCCACAUACCCCACUAAAUAAAAAGGACAAGUAAAAUGGGGGAUUGGGGUAUUGGGGCAAAGAGAGUAUCAGAAUAUCAAUAAAGCAGAUGUUACGGCCUUGUAUAA